AUGGAGAGCCCAGAUCUCUCAACGGCCGACUUGGCCCGUGACCUCCCAGACCUCCCUGCACUCCCCACAACGCCCAGAAGGAGCGCAAGUGCUGCACAUGGCGAGACCACGAAAGCUCCCAUCACUCCGAUGAGGAGUGCCUCUGCAAGAGUUUCGAUCAAAGACCCAAGCAUGACGCCGCGGUUCAAGAAGAAGGUCCCGUGGAAGGGCAAGAACAUUAUGGUUCUUCUUCCCAAAGAUGAUGAGCGUGGGCGCCCCGGACAAGCGCCCAAGCCGCUGAACCAAUCUGAAAUUGAAGGCAUGUUUAGAUCGUGGCAAGAGCUUGGGUACGACAUCAGCGGCUUCGACCUGGACGUAGCAGAGGGCACGUACCAGACCCCCAUAGGGUACUCUCAGAGUCGAGACGCUUGGCCCGACUUUGACGAGGUUGCUAGAGAGCGUGCGGAACGCACGUACAAGGUCACGUUGCCUGACUUGAACGCUUGGAAGAACUACGUGAACGAGCUUAACGAGGCCAAGUUGCGAGCUCUCGGAGUGUCGUUCGGCGACGACGACCCCCCUGCGCCGUCAAUAUCGCCUGCGGUGUCACAGCCUAGCAGACAGGCUUCAGCGCAGUACCCGCCUCUGCCUUUCUCCCCACCCAUGCCUACGUCCUCGGCCUCGAGCAACCAUAUCCAAGGUUAUCCCUUCCCCUCGCAGUUCCUGCCCGGUGGACGUUCGUCCGCAGGCCAGAGCCCGAGUAUGGCUUCUCCCGUUGGUUUCGGAAGCCACCCAGCCAAGUACAAUGCUCGACAGUCGAUAUCGGUUCCUAUGGGCCAUUCACCCUUUCAAAUGUCGAGCCAGCCUUCGCCAAUGGGCUGGCCUUCGCAGCACAGAACGGAUUCGCCUUCGAUGCUCAACGGAAUCCUUUCUCCCGUGUCGCCCUUCGCACCGGAGGGUUUCGCGCCGACUGGUAGCCCUGCUUUCAACGCUCACCAGCGGCACCAAUCUCUGCAGUACCCCAUGAUGCCCCACCAGUUCAUACAGCAACAGCAACCUGCGCGGGCAUCUCCUCGCCUGCAGGAGGUACGAGAGGAUGAGGAGGAGGCAGCUGAAGAGACCCCCUCGAAGCCGUUGGAGCCCGCGCAGGUCAACGACGACGACCUCCAGGCCGAGAUUGACGAGGCCGAAUACCACUUGGAGGAACAGAUGCGCAACGAGUUGGAGCACGAGGACUACAGCCCGCAUAACGAGGAAGCCGCUGCGGAGCAACUUGCAGACUUCUCUCAACAGCAGCCUCCUUCGCAUGUGAGAGAAGCGUCCGUCCAGUUCCAGGCACACCCGCAAUUACAACAGCAGUUCGUCCAGCAGUCCGGUGACGGCCCUGUUCUCCACCACCCGCGGCCUCACAGCCGUGGCCACUCACUGUCGCAGAACUUCUUCUCUCACCACGACGAGACGCGACCUCGUGGCGACAGCUUGACCGGAUGGCACGAUGUUGACCCCAACCGAAUCGACGAGGCGGCCGAAAUCGAGACCAACCCCAGCAACCUUGGUACUCCUGUGCAAGACUACAGCCUUACGACACUUUUGCAACAGCACCAGCGAUCCUUCUCCACGACAAGUAACCCGUGGAAUGACGUCUCGUCGAUGUCGAGCAACUCCGGCAUGCCGAGAAGACCCAGCCAUGCCAGCAAGCCGUCGCUGUCCAAGCUCAACGUCAAGGCCCCCGAGUUCAAGUUCAACCCGGGCCACGAGUCAAAGGCCAGCUUCACUUUUGGAAGUGGCAGCAAUACCUUCCAGCCGUCUGUUUUCCAGGCGGGAGGCGGAUCGUUCACAUCCUCUGUGGCUUCACCAUCGGCACACUCGUUUGGCGCACCGUCCAUCUCAUCCAAGAUUAAUGCUGCUGCCCCUGUCUUCUCCCCUGGCCAGAGCGACUUUAGCUUUUCUGCCUCUGGUCCAAAGUUCCGACCGGAUGCACCCGCCUUCACACCCUUCGGGAACGUUUCAGACUCUGUCACUAGCCCUGUGUCGGGCAGCGAAAGCAUUGGCCACCGCACCAGCUCGAUUUUCGGCAACAUUGAUCUGAGCCUGUCUGACGUUGUUAAGCCUCCCAAAAAGAACAAGGCUAUUCCGAUCGUCCGCCCCAGCAGCAGCGACAACAACAAGGACGAAUCUCAGGACGAUCUUCCGGAUGAAGCAGACGGUCGUCUGAUUGACGAGUCUCGUAUCAAGAGGGCGAAGGCUUCGAGAGGGGACGGCGAUGAUGUUCCCCUGUUCGCUGAACCAUCGCCUGAGCCUACCGCAAUGCAGUCGCUCCAGCCAGCAUCGAAGAAGGAGGAACAGGAGGCUCCCGAGCACAAGUCGGGCGAUGAGCAAGCUUUCACACCAGCAGACACAACAAUGUCUUCCACGGUUGCUUCCGAGCACCCUACUGAUUCUAAGGCUGUCACGGCCACCAGCCCCUCGGAUACGUCGCCUGACCAGCAGCAACUGAACUGGGCGCCUUUCGAGUUUGAGUCCAAGUCUGACCUCCAGAACUUCAAUGAUGCUCGACCUUUCGGUAUCGACACCUACAAGAAGGGCCACAACAAGUCCCUGUCUGCCACCGCGAGGGCAUUCAUCCCUGGCGGCGGCUGGGCUGUUGCGCCUGAGACUGAGACUGAGGAAGAUGAAGAGGACAAGCGCGACAGAGAAGACACAAUCGAGCCUGUUCUGCCAAGCACCGAGGCUCCGCUCCAGUUGUCGCCUCCGCGUGAACAGUCUACCCGCGCGCCUACGCCUCCCAACUUCGCUGCCUCCAAGGGACUGGGCGCUUCUCGUUUCGCCAGCCCGCCGAAGACUAAGGGUCUCGCUGCGUCUCGCUUCGCGGCUUCUCCCUCACCUGCACGUGAGCCUGAGCAGGAGCUUGAAGAAGGGGAAAUCCCCGAGGACUACGUCGUCUCCGAAGCUGAAGAGUACGUUGAUGAGCCCCAGGCGCACGACUUCUCCUUUGGCGACCAGCCCACGAGAAACACCAACAACGAGCUGCGCGAGCCAACUUUCGAAGAGAUUGAUGCCAUCAUGGACCACCUCAACCAGAAUGAUCCAACCUUUGGCGUGAACAAGGCCACUGCCGAAGCUACCGAAUGGCACCAGCCCAGUCCUAAGAGGCAAAUCCAGGUCGCUGGCGUUACCAACCUGUCGCCCUACAAGAUGCAAGCCGGCAGUCAGUACCGCAGCAGAACAUCCAGCCCCGUCCGACAAUACCACGGCCUCCCUGCCGACAACUCGACGAUGCCAAGCACGGAGCUGGAGGAUCCUUUCAUCGAUCCUGUCGAUGCGCGGUCAUUCGAUGCUCCCAUCACGCACUUGAACGGUGAAGAGAGCGUUGCGCAUAGCGACUGGGAGGGGGCUUUCAGUGAGGAGGAACAGGCCAAGCUGGAGCAACGCGUCCAGUUCUUCGACGGCCGUGUCAAUGAAGCCGUCAGCGACCUGCUCUCCGCUCGCCUCGGCCCCUUGGAGAAGGCUCUUCUUUCCAUCAAGCAAUCCCUCCGAGGAGGCUCCAGGAGAGCUUCCUCUUCCGUCCGUCGCAGCGUUUCUGCAGACAUCCAGCACAGUGAUGCUGACGACGAGGAUGAAGAACCUGUGCCCCGCCGCUCGUUGAGCCCGCGCCGCGACAGACGCAUGGAACAGAUCCGCGCAGCCGUCCUCGACGCUUUUGCGGUGCAGCAGCGCAGCACUCCUCCCGUGGCCCCGGUUGUCGCCCCUGCCGCCUCCGACGAUACCUCCAGCACUGCUGUUCUCAAGGCUUUGGAGGAGAUGAGGGAACAGUUUGGCGCUUCUAUGCGUCUUGAUUUCCGCGGCGAGGAUUUGCGCAACAUUGUCGAGGAAGCUGUCGAGAAGCGCAUGCCGACUCCGUCCCAACAGGCCACUGCUGAUCGUGACAGCGACGAGGCCGUCAACAACAAGCUGAGUGAGCUCCAGGCCAAGGUCAUCGAUCUUGAAGAACGCCUCUAUGUCGAGCGAACCCAGACUGAGAAGGAGGUCACCGAUCGCCGUGCUGCCGAAGAUCUUGCGGCCGAGCUAGAGAGGAAGUUGCAGGCCGCCGAGACCCGCGUCGAGGUCGAAAUCAUGAACCGAAGCAUUUUCGACAACCGCAUCGGUGACCUCGAGGAGAAGCUCAGGCACCAGGAGGAGAGAGCUCAGGCAGAGCUUGAUGGCCGCCGUACCGCCGAAGAUAGACUCUCCGAGGUCCAGCGACUUCUUCGCAUUGCCACCGAAGAGGAGAAUCGCCUCAGAGAGGAGGUCGAGGAGCGCAACCACAAGCUCAAGGCCGUUGAGCAGGCUGCUUCCAAGCAGACCAUGCGCAUGGCCCUUAUGGAGGCCUCGCAGACGAACGCUGCGCAGGCCCAGACCGAGCUCACGAACAAGAUCAACGCGAUGGAUGACGACCUGCGUGGCGCCAACCAAGAAGCCAGCCGCUGGAGGACCGAAGCCGAGCGCGCCAUUGAGACCGCCCGCCGGCAGCAAAUCGACCUGAACGAGACCCUCAACGAGAACAAGCAGUUGCAGAAGUUCCUUGACACCCUUGGAACCCAGCUCCAGGAGAACGAGCGCGUCAGGGAAAGCUGGCGCGCAAAGUUUGUCUCCCUCCAGGAAGACAUGGCUCAAGCUGCUCGCGACAUCACCGAAGAGAAUGCCCGCCGGACCAAGCGCGAACAGGCCCUGCUCGCACGCCAAGAGGUCCUGGACGCCAAGCUCCAAGCCGAGGCGCGUACGCGUGAGCGUCUUGAGACCGAGAUUGAGCGACUGGAGAAUGGCGAGCGCCAGGGCAUGCGUGCUGUCAACGAGUGCAAGCGUCUCGAGGGCCUGCUCGGCGAGAUGAAGACUGAGAACCACAAGCUUCACCAGUCUGCCAUGCGCUACCAGAGCGAGUUUAAGGAAGCCAGAGAGUCUGGCAUCAACGAGGUCCAGCGAACACGCGCCGCCAUGCAGCGGGAGAUUGAUCAAGCCAACCACCACGUCAACGUUGUCCGCGAGGAGCUCGAGGAGCAGGUUGCCAAGCUCAGAGCCGAGCUCGACCAGGUCAACAUGGAUGUUGAGACUGCCAAGGCUCAGUCUGAGAUGAUGAUGGAGGAGGCUCAGAGCAGCAAGACCGAGGCUCUCGAGGAGCUGAAGCGCAAGCACCAGAACGAACUCGAGGACUUCCAGACCCGCUGGGAGCGCCAGCUGAGCAACGCCGUCGAGGAUGGCCAAAAGACCGAGCAGCAUCUCCUCGAGCGCCUCAGCCUCUCCACAUCCAAGACGGAGCACCUGCAAGACCGUGUCGCCCACCUGGAGGAGAAGCUCGAGAUUGCCAAGGAGGCUGCUCGCGCCGCCGCCCAAGCUGCCAAGUCGGCCGGUGUCGAGCCACCUGCCCAGCCCGCCGCGACCUUCCAACCCAAGGCCGUCGCCACCGUCGCCGCCGCCGUCGUGCCCAAGGCCAUGGACCUCCCCGAGAAGAUCUCGCCCCAAGCCCUGCGAGAGUCCAUUAUGGUUCUGCAGGAGCAGUUGCAGGCCCGCGAGCAACGCAUUGAGGAGCUCGAGUCCACUGUCGAUAAGCUCGACCCUGAGGCACCGACGAAGAUCGCCAAGCGUGAUGACGAGAUCACCUGGUUGCGCGAGCUUCUUGCUGUGAGACACGGUGACCUGCAAGACAUUAUCCUUGCCGUCUCCGCUCAGGACUUUGACAGGGAAGCUGUCAAGGAUGCCGCCAUUCGUCUCAAGGCCAACCUCCAGAUGGAGGAGCAAGAGCGCGAACGUGCGAUGAACGGUGGAUCGGCCAUCAACCUGCCCAACAUUGCGCAGUCCCUUCGUGAAGCCGCUUCACCUCGCGUUGCCCAAGCUGUCGGCCCCCUGGCUGCAGCAUGGGGUAACUGGCGAAAGUCCCAGCAGCCCAUCUUCGCAUCUGGCGGGCGAAGCGGUCGACCUUCCACGGCACGACCUGCUCCCAACAGCAACCACACUCCCUCCCGAUCUACGACCUCGGCGUCAUUCAGCAACAACACCAAUGGUUUGAUGACGCCGCCAGCCUCUGGCCUCCGUCAGACCCCUCCUGCAAGCACGGAGGAACCCCAGCCGACGGCAUUCCAGACCACCGGCCGUCGGUACACGGCUCAACAGCUUCAGAACAGGACUCGAGGACCGUCGUUCGCCGACGUACCAUCCGAGCCCAUGCCCCUGAAGAGCCCACCAUCCCGUCGUCCGUCAAGUCGCUCCCAACAACCAAUGACGCCCCCGAUGAUGCGGUCAAGCGCAUACGACUCGGACGCUCACCCGGGCGACUUUGACGAUACCGAUUUCUUCGAAGAUUAA
This is a messenger RNA of Colletotrichum spaethianum, 6315 nucleotides long. RefSeq lists its product as uncharacterized. Bases 1 to 6315 code for a protein of 2104 amino acids. The record is from RefSeq and is a predicted model, not a curated record. The transcript is spliced from 2 exons. Lineage: Eukaryota; Fungi; Ascomycota; Sordariomycetes; Glomerellales; Glomerellaceae. Gene Ontology annotation, cellular component: cytoskeleton.